Colletotrichum higginsianum IMI 349063 is the source of this 2121-nucleotide messenger RNA. RefSeq lists its product as uncharacterized. The coding region runs from base 1 to 2121 and encodes 706 amino acids. NCBI's taxonomy places the organism in Eukaryota, Fungi, Ascomycota, Sordariomycetes, Glomerellales, Glomerellaceae. The record is from RefSeq and is a predicted model, not a curated record. The transcript is spliced from 2 exons.
AUGUCUCGUCAGCAGGGUUCCCAAGAGCCGAGUUCCAAUAUUUCUGAUAUUGACGUUCAACCCAACUCCCCAGCCCCGGCCGGAGGCGAUUCCAACAACAACGACAACGGCAACGGCAAUGGUUCUCUCAGCGAUGUAUGGUUCGACUCCCUCGCCCGCAAGUUCGCCGUCGAGGAGCACGAGGAGUAUCUCAGAGAACAAGUCCGCAUCGAACUGGGCGCCCAAGAACGUGAAGCUGCCUGGCGCCGAGAUCAAGCUGAACUCCUCAACCCGCAACCACAACAGUUACCGUCUCAGCAACCGCCCCUGAUCAUUGGCGCGCCGCUAGGGAGAGAUCUCACAGCAGUCGAGGCGGCAACUCGUCUUGUAUCCCAAUGGGAGGCUAUACAUGAGGCCACCCUCGCAUCAACCCCCGAGGGCGCCUCUCCCGUCCACGAAGAACUAACAGAAGCCCGCGCCCAGCUCGCCGCUCUCACAGCCCAGCAUGAACAAGCCGCCUCAUCGCCUUCUUCCAGAUUGCUCUCCGAAGAAGAGACCCAGAACCCCAUGACGACUCCACUGAACUCACUCGACGCCCACAAGUCCGCCGCCGUAGACGCCCGAAUCCGGUUCCUCGUCGGCUCCCUCGAGGACUCCCACUUCCCGCCCGAGCGCGCAAACAUCGCCGCCGCCGUGUCUCUCUACCGCACCGCCCGGAUUCCCUACUCUGCCAACUGGGCGAUCCUGUACGCAGGCCACCUCGUCGACUUCGCCCCAACCUAUGCCUCUCUCACCGCCGAUCGCGCCGCCCGCCUCGACCGCUACGCCCGCCUCCACGGCGAGGGCUGGCUCUGGCUCGAGCCGCCCCUGGCCCGCGAGCCCGGCGGCCCGACCUUCUUCUCCGCGCGCAAGGGCACGUUCCUCCCGGAGAGCGACAACUCGUACGACAUGGGCCACUACAGCGUUACCAUGUCCUUCCGCCGAAUGAAGAGCCUCGUCUACCGCGGCGCCCUCGUGACCAACAUGUCCCGCAAGAGGAAGCACGACCGGGUGGCCCGCAGCAGCGAUGACGAGGGGACGAUGCUCAACGAGGACGACUGGCCGGCGCGGUUCCCGGACAUCGACUCCGACACCACGGAUGACGGCGACGGGCCCGGGGAAGACGAGGAGGAGGGCCAGACGAACCCUCUACCUUCGUCCUCGGCCCUCCGCGCGGGUAUCAAACCGGCGACCCGGCUCCGCAGGAACCGGCCGUCGAGACACCCGCUCAUGGCCAGCGACCGCGCCGCGCCGACGCUGCACUUCCGCAUGCUCCUCGACAGCGGCGCGACGCUGCCCCUGAUCUACGACCGCGACGCCCGCACCCUCGGCAUCCGUCGCCGCACCUACGCCGCCGUCUCGCGCGUCACCGUCGAGACCGCCUCGGACCAGAUGGCGACCUGGCUGUACGAGAUGCACGUCUCCGUCGCCGACACCCAGACGUGCGAGCCCCUCGUCUCGCCCACGUCCCCAGUCUGGCCGGCCGAGGAACACGCCCUCGGCGGCGUCACGCUCGUCAUGACGCGGCCCUCGCCCCGGCUCGACGGCGUCGCGAGCUUCUCGUCGCCCUGCGGCGGCAUGAACGCCGUCGCCAAGACGGAGCCCGGGGGCGAGGCGGCGUUUCUCGAGGCCGCCAGGACCCUCGUCGACAUCGCCGAGGGCCGCGACUACGGCCGGCUGUCCGGGCUGCUGCCGUUCAAGGUGUGCUACGUCCAGUCGACGCCCGGCCUGCGCACCAUGUGGGUGGGCGAGGACCGCCGCGACGUGCUCGGCGCGCAGCGGAUGCCGGGCCAGAUGCGCUGGGCGCCCGGCACGGGGCGGGUGUGCGACCCGGGCCACCCCCGGGACCUGUGGAAGACGCUCUGCCGGAAUGGCGGCGGCAAUCCCGCGCUGCUACGAAUGGCGCACGAGGGGUCCGCGACCGGGGACGGCGGAGAGCCCGGGGCGCGCCUGGUGGACGUCGAGGAGCAGGGCUGGAAGGGGCGGAGUGAAGUGCUGGUUGUGGACAAGACCGGGACGAGGAGGAAGCACAUCAUCGAGCCUAGGUCGUUGAAGAGGCAGCAAGCGGAAAAGCAGCAUGUGAAGAGACAGGCGAGAGAGUGA